Messenger RNA from Rhinolophus ferrumequinum (greater horseshoe bat), 633 nucleotides. Its product is annotated as putative protein ZNF720. Bases 382 to 633 code for a protein of 83 amino acids. NCBI's taxonomy places the organism in Eukaryota, Metazoa, Chordata, Mammalia, Chiroptera, Rhinolophidae. Gene Ontology annotation, biological process: regulation of DNA-templated transcription. The record is from RefSeq and is a predicted model, not a curated record. The transcript is spliced from 4 exons.
AGUUUGUUGCACAACCGGAAGCGGCUAAAGCAGAGAGAAGGUCGGGUUGGCGCCGUGACUUUCAGUUUUCGUAGUUUAAACCUGAGCGUCUCAGUCCACGGCCCCGCACACGUGACGCCUGGGGGUCACUACGGACGUUGAAGUCCCCGCACCAGCGCCCCACACAGCGGAGCUCCUUGUCCCUGACUGUGUCCUGGGACAUAGGACAGGAGAGGGUGACCAUCUCAGCAUUUCAAGGUCCUUCUGCCUGUCAGUUGGGAGGAAGCAGAUGAAGGGCCUGUGCCCACGCCCUUGAAGGCACAUUCUCAAGCUGCAGAUGUGAUUCCUCCCCAGAACAUCACCUGAGGGAACAACCCAGAGCAGGAGGAGGACGAGGACGAAAUGGCUGCUUCUCGGGGACGGUUGACAUUCAGGGAUGUGGCCAUAGAUUUCUCUCAGGAGGAGUGGGAAUGUCUGUACACAGCUGAGCGGAAACUGUACACGGACGUGAUGCUGGAGAACUACAGGAACCUGUGCUCCCUGGGUCUUGCUGUCUCUAAGCCAUACCUGGUCAUCUUUUUGGAGAGAAUGAAGGAUACCUGGGAUGUGAAGCGAAAAAAGACAGUGUCCAUCCACCCAGGUAGGUGGGAAUGA